Messenger RNA from Megalobrama amblycephala (Wuchang bream), 1138 nucleotides. RefSeq lists its product as uncharacterized. The transcript is spliced from 3 exons. The record is from RefSeq and is a predicted model, not a curated record. Bases 633 to 896 code for a protein of 87 amino acids. NCBI's taxonomy places the organism in Eukaryota, Metazoa, Chordata, Actinopteri, Cypriniformes, Xenocyprididae.
CACAGACACAUUCAGGGGACACCUUAGACUUAUAUUACAUCUUGUAAAAACUGGUUCUAGGGCACCUUUAAUUCCAGCAGAAUUUGAAAAAUUGUAUAAAAUGACUCAGAACUAGAAGUUCAGAACCACUAGAAGUUGCCCAAGUCAUUUUAUUAUCAUUCUCAGUGGGAUAUAAAAUUCAAAAAUUGCUUUAAAGCCCGAAGUCUCCCUCUGAGCCUUCACACUACUGGUUGUUAGAGUAAAAUAAUAAUUGGUUGUCAACAUUCAUCCUCAACCAUAUUCAUUAAAAUAUUUCCUAUAAUUUCGAUUCCUUUAUUUCACUAAUACGUCCGGUAGUCUUUUACAUCCAUCAUGCCCCUUUAAAGGUUAAACCCAUAAAUACCACCAUCAUUAUAAGAGGCUAUUCUGAGUUGUAUGCCUCUAAGGGAGCCAUGAUGACGCUAUAAGGUAAGUUAAUUAUGUCAAUUAUGGCACUCAAGGUCCAUCCAGAUUUUCUUUGAGUAAAAAGGAAAUGUCAAUUUGCCAGAAGGUGCGAAUUGUUAUGGCUGUGUAUAAAAGCAAGGCCAGUGAGCUUUAGGGAAACAGAGGAAACCCAACUGCAAACUGACCCGGCAAUCACAGGCACUGCAAGCAUGAUGAAAGUAUUGGCUCUGAUGACACUACUGAUGGUCUCUGUUGAGUCGGAUCUCUCAAAUGAAGAGUGGAAGUCUUUGAGCAACCCACAGACCAGGACCCUGUUUUUCCGGAUCCUGCAGUCGUAUCUUGAAGGCAGAGAGAGUGAAGCUCGAGCGAUGGGCAGGAAAACAGAAGUGAAGCUGAACAAAAACAGCAAUAUGGAAAAUACUGGUUACGACAAGUACAACCUCUAUCUUCACAAUGACAUUUAUGAUGUUUAGCCUGAAGAUUUCAUUUUUAGUUUCUCAAUGUCUAUCAUGUAAAUCAUUAGAUCUAAUAGUUUAAGGAAUGUUCAAGUCAUUUUGUCUGUAAUGAUGUUUUCUUCUCUAUAUAUUUCAUUUCUCAUAUACUAAGUUAAUGAUUCAUACAAUUUGUUUUGUUAUAAAUGUUUUAGCAAGUUUCAUACUAGUUGAUAAAAGCAAAGCAUGUUAUAGAUAUUGUGUUUAUAAUAAAGACUUAUGUA